Actinia tenebrosa (Australian red waratah sea anemone) is the source of this 747-nucleotide messenger RNA. RefSeq names its product prefoldin subunit 3-like. Gene Ontology annotation, biological process: tubulin complex assembly; protein folding; microtubule-based process. Gene Ontology annotation, cellular component: cytoplasm; prefoldin complex. The record is from RefSeq and is a predicted model, not a curated record. Lineage: Eukaryota; Metazoa; Cnidaria; Anthozoa; Actiniaria; Actiniidae. Gene Ontology annotation, molecular function: tubulin binding.
GAGAGACUGGCACUACGUUUCAGUCAUAUCCAAGAUGGCGUCUGAAGGUGUUGGAAAAACUGUAGAAGAAUCAAAGAAUAAAGACGCAAAAGAUGAAGAUAACAAAGAAAUAAACGAGAAAAAACAUAGAGGGAUACCUGAGGCUGGGUUUCUAGAUGAUGUUGAGAAGUACAUGAGUUCUUUAGGCACUGAUACAGCAGAAGACUCCAUUAAAAUACUCGAUGAACAGCUUAGGAAAUACAAGUACAUGGAAUUAAAUCUUUUAGCAAAGAAAAAAAGGUAACAAAACCUCUUAUCCACACUUGCUCCUCUAAGCUUCAUGAAGAACUGAGCGAAAAAAGAAAAAGGAGAGGAAUGUCAUAGUAGAUUUCUGUUGUCCGACCAACUCUAUGCUAAUGCAGUAGUCCCACCAUCAGAGAAAGUCUGUCUCUGGCUUGGAGCCAAUGUGAUGCUUGAAUACACAAUUGACGAAGCAGAGCAGUUGCUAUCAAAGAAUCUAUCUACUGCUAGAAGCAGUCUAGAUGAGCUUCAAGAUGACCUGGGAUUCCUGCGUGACCAGUACACUACAACAGAAGUCAACAUGGCUAGAGUGUACAACUGGGAUGUGAGGAGACGGCAAGCCAUGAAGGCACAAUCCUAAUGUCGCAGCCAAACUGAGACUAAAAUCAAUUGUGUGUUUGUAUGUGUUACCAGUCAUAUGUUUUAAUUUUAUUUGUGAUUUAUUAAAUAUCUGGAUUUGUCUUGAAA